Molecule: messenger RNA, 4599 nt
Organism: Hirundo rustica (Barn swallow)
Lineage: Eukaryota; Metazoa; Chordata; Aves; Passeriformes; Hirundinidae
Gene: PLEKHF1
Product: pleckstrin homology and FYVE domain containing 1
Exons: 2
Coding region: 68-889 (273 amino acids)
Molecular function (GO): phosphatidylinositol binding; metal ion binding
Source: RefSeq, a predicted model, not a curated record
GGAGCGGAGCGGAGCGGAGCGGGCCGCGGGAGCGCUGGCCGGGGCCGGACCGCAGAGUCAGCUGGAGAUGGUGGACCACCUUGCAAACACCGAGAUCAACAGCCAGCGCAUAGCUGCUGUGGAAAACUGCUUUGGGGCUUCUGGACAGCCCUUAGCCUUGCCGGGCAGGGUCCUUCUGGGAGAAGGGAUUUUAACCAAAGAAUGCCGCAAGAAACCAAAGCCUCGCAUAUUUUUCCUUUUCAACGACAUCCUCGUCUACGGCAGCAUAAUCAUCAACAAAAGGAAGUACAAUUCCCAGCACAUCAUCCCCCUGGAAGAUGUCACUUUGGAGACGCUGCCAGACACCUUGCAGAUGAAGAACCGCUGGAUGAUUAAAACCUCCAAGAAGUCCUUCGUGGUUUCGGCAGCCUCCCUCACGGAGAGGAAGGAGUGGAUCAGCCAUCUGGAGGAGUGCAUCAAGCACCUGCUGACGAAGACGGGCCGGCAGCCCUGCAGGGAGCACGCGGCUCCCUGGAUCCCGGACAAGGCGACGGACAUCUGCAUGCGCUGCACGCAGACCAAGUUCUCCACGCUCACCCGCAGGCACCACUGCCGCAAGUGCGGCUUCGUCGUGUGCGCCGACUGCUCCAGGCAGAGGUUCCUGAUGCCCCGGCUGUCCCCCAAGCCCCUGAGGGUCUGCAACCUGUGCUACAGGCAGCUGCUGGCAGAGAAGAAGAAGGAGGCAGAGGCGGACCGGAGGCAGGCGGAGCCGCUCCACGCUGCCGUCCAGGGCUACGAACCCUCCAGCGGCGACGACAGCGACAAGUCUGACGACGAGAAAGCUGAGCAGUGGCCAGCCGACACCGAGUUUUAUACCUCAGAAGUAUCCUGGUCAUCUUUCCAUAGCUGACCUCCCUGGCAGCUGGUGGCGUGUAGACACCGGGAAGCCAACCUCUGGCCUCCAACGUGUGUCCUUCUCCAUGUUUUCUCUGAAGGCCGUGCCUGGGAAGGUGAAUCUUGGCCCCUGUGUGUGGUGGCAGAGCACAGAUGAGGGUACCCCUUCUGAGAAUGUCUCAUACAAUAAUCACAGAGAGAACAGCUCAGUGAAGAGCACUGAGGACUGGGGCAGCACCCCAUGGAUCAAUUUUGGCCAGAUGAGCUGACCUUCAGUGCCUUAUUCUCUCUGCUAAAACACCGCAAUGCAAACAUCUUACUUGAAAUGUUUUGAGAUUGGCUCUUGUGAGAAAAGGAGCAAGAAAUCCUGGAGCUGAGCACAUUUGCCUGCUCACAGUAUGUUCCUCUCACAGCAGGGGCUGCUCUGGAUGCUGCUUUCCAUGAGCAUUCUGAGAUUCUCACUGCAAGCGUGCCAGCCUGAGGGAAUAGCUGCCCACCCCUGCACUGUAAGGCCAGCUCCGGCUUCCCUGUCUUCACCUGCAUCUUUCCAGGUUGGAAACACUUAAGAGAAUGGUACUUUGAGUGCAGGGAGCUUGUGUGAGGCUCAGUGUGAGCAGCCCUAGCAGAGCACUGGAGCAUCCAGCUCUCCCACAUGGAAAGAGGCCAUGCCAGUGGUACUGGGCCAGGAGGAGCAAGGAGAGGGGAAAGGGACAGGGAAAAUGACGCUGAGCUGUGAAAUAUGGAGGGAGAGAGGUACUGCAGCUCACUCAACUAAGUGCAGAGCCCAGAUCUCAAACACAGACAGUUAUACCCAAUUAACAGAAACUUGAAAAACUCAAGCCUAUCAGGGGAAAGGACAGCCCAGGGAAGACUUGUUAAAAGUCUUUAUAAAUCCAGGAAAAAGCCCCAAAUUAAGAAUCCUGUGAAGUACAGCACUUCAACUUCCCCUUCCCUCCUGGGCUGCUGCCCAAGGCGUUGGAUUCUCACUUGUGGGCUCACCUCCUGCCUUACCAGUCUCACGAGUCCAAAGUUAAGAUCCUUUAUGUACUUCAAGGAUGGGAGCCAAAGACUUUCCAGUUUACUUGAGAUCAACUUUAAAGUUCAAAUUCAGUUAGAAAAUACUGUGUUUAUUCAAGUAUUCAAUCAUAAUGUAGCGUGGGAGUAAAUAUAGAGGGAAUCAGACAACAGCAAUUGUUUUGCAGCAGACAUUUCUACAAACUCCGUUAUUACUUUUAGUAUAUUUUUGUAUUGUGUAUUUUGUGGUCUGGAAAAGCAACAUGGCUGGGAAUACAGUGCCAAUAUUCUAAAAUGUUUCCUUUCCAUGACCUGUUACAAGCAGUGCAUUGCUUGACAGAUGGCCAUGGGUUUUUUUAAAAUUUCAGUUCAAGAUAAUUAUUCUUACUGUCUUUUAUAAACUGCUACUGUUCCAGUGAAUUUGUAUCACUUGACUGUGUGUGAAUAAAGAUAUGGCCUACAGGAAGGUGCCAGGAAAACAGGACAAUAAAGUGUGUUACUACUGAACAAGAGUCUUAACAAGAGCUGGGAUUCAGGCCUGGCCAGCCCAGCACAAGCUGUGACUCCUCAGCUGUGGGGAGACUGCUCUGGUUUCUAUUGACUGCUUGAAGGUAAGGGCAUCAAAUCUGAUGCUGCCUUUCUAUUUAUACCAUGUUGUUGUCUGACAGACUUUUCCCAACUCUUCUGCAAUCCCCUGCAGUAGUCUGUAUUAAUUGGAACGGUAUUUUUCCGGUGGGGACACGGCUCAGAGUGGGCCAGCAAACUUUAUGACCUAAGCAGAUGUUUUUGGACUUUAAAGCAAUAAGUACACAGAGUUCUUUUUUUUCCAUCUCUCUCCAGGCUUAGUUCCUAAUUCUGCACAGCAGUGAUUGUUUUUUCAAUGCCUCCCACCCACCAGAAGGGUGUACAUGCUUUGCAAACAGAAAAUGACCUUAAAAAUAAACAGCCAUUAGAGUGGUUCACGAGCCAAAAAUAGCUCAGCUGCUGAAUCUGCAUCCAAUCAGAAAUGUAUUGCAGUUUUGAACUUAAUCCUUAGUUCUGGUAGAGAUCAGCUUACUUCAUGUGUUCGAAGGUCUUACUAUUGCCAGCCCCAAAAGACCUAUGAACUGCUUUUAUGCUCUAAUGAGGGACAGGCACGCCUCUAAAGAAUGCCUUCUUGGUGAGCAAGAGCUUUUCUUAAUCACAGCAGGGAAAUAAAAAAAGGCAGAAAAAACCAAAUAAACCACCAAAACCCAAGCCAACCCCGUUUUUUGGUGCAUGUUGCUGACAGCUUUUGGGGAAAUGCAUACACCUUCCACCAUCUGGAAGCCCCAAGGAACCAAGCAAUUCUUAAAUUUUUAAUGUCUGUGGUAAAAGGAUCCUGCCCAGAAAAACAUGGGGAAAUUUAAACAAAGCCUCUCCCCCACUUCCUGAAAUUCUGUUGCGGAGCUCGGCACUGGGAUUUAGAGCCUGGGGCUCCUGGCUUCUGGCCUGAUGAACACAUGGGUUUUAAAUCACAGGCUGUGUGCUGUUACAGUCCAGCCUGGAGUUUUCCAGCCUGAUUCUCUCCCCAGUGCAUUAAUAGGGCAUUUCCUGAUGGUUUGUGAUCUUUCUAUUUUAGCUAAAGAAAGGCCUUACAGAGAUUCAUUCCAGUCUGCAGCCGCACGUGGCCAGGAAGAGCAGCAGCUCCAGUGCUCACCUUGGGAAACACCUGCAGCUGGAGGCUUUGUGGGGUCACAGCCUCCUCCUGAAGGGCUCCCAGACAUGAAGGAUGGGGAUCAUUGGCCAGAGGAGGCUCAAGCCCUGCCUGAAGGUGUCACAGCCCAAAGGGCACAGCGGGGUGAAGGUGUCCCCACUGCACACCACCCUCCUCUCUCCAGAGGUGGUUAGAAGGGGAGGAAGAGGAUGGCACUGGUGCAGCAGCCAGUCAUGAAAGCUUAAGAGAAGCUAAUGGGGAGAUUUGCUCUGCAAAUAAACUGAGAGGAUCAGAAAGGUUGAAGGAGAGCUGUAUGUUCUGCUGUCCCAAGGCACAGCUCAGGCACACAGCAGCAGCUCCCAGCACGGUGCUGACUCAGCAUUCACAGGCACUCAGGAGGGAGAAGUGAGCCAGCUGCUCCGACCAGGUCUUGUUCCCAGUUACUCAAACAGUUUCUAUCCAAGCUGGAUUAAUGGCUCUGCCACAGCUCCCAGCCUCUUCCAACUCACUCCUGCUGCAAGGCAGUUUCUCGUGUUCCUCACUCAGGCUGGAUUUUUGAUUAGGAGGAGGAACUGAGGACUACACAUGGUCCCAGCUGCUCCUGAGCUGUAAAGUGUCUCCAAUGAAAAGUACAGGCUUCUGUUUCUUACUCCUUCUGCUUCAGGCCAUGGACCUUUAAGAAUGGUGCUGGCAGGAAGGAGCUGUUACACUGCUGUCCCAUCCAUCCAUGGUGGACACCAAACAGCUGCAGAAAACCCUUUCCCAAAACCUGCAUGCUGGAGAUGGUGUCCAGGGCACCUGAAGAGGAGCACAGGCUGCACACCAGGGUGUCAACACUGCAGGGGCAAUACUCAGCCAGGUCUGCCUGAUGGGACAUGUCACAGGCAGGAACAGCCCCAGUGCCAUGCAGGUGUAUGGGAGAGAGCCUCUCCUGCCUGUGACCUUGUUCCUAAAACCUCCAAACGCAGGCAGUGCUGUGGUCCUGUGCCACAGGUGGAGGAGAGGAGGCAGGAAGUGGUGUGGAGGACUGGUGAACC